AUGCAGGAAACCCCUAUGGACGUUCUUGAAUUUGAAGUAACCAUGGAUUUUGACAAAGAUGGAGGAAACGCUGUUAUAUCAUCCAUUCAAAGAAACAUACAAGAACUGAAUCAGCAAGUUAUUAAUUUGGAAGCACUUCUAUCAAGUUUAAAUGAAGAGAGAAACCGUGACCAAUUCAAUGAGGUUGCUCAACAAGCUCAGCGCUUGUCGAAAGAAAUUAAUACUUUGAUGAAAAAUCUUGUCGAUAUAAGUAACAACGAAAAAUCCCUCCGUAUUCAACGUGCUCGGCUCCAAGAGGAGUACAUCAGCGUACUCAAUAGACUCCAAGCAUGUCAGAGAAAGGCUGCGAAGAUCGAACAGAGCAGCAUGAAAAGAGCUCGCGACGCUGUAGCUCAAGACGAAGCUGCUUACAGAAGUAUCGAAUCAGAUCCUAUUGGAGGUCAGCAACGUGCUCAAGUACAAAAGCAACAGCAAAUCGACAUGAAGGAAUUGCAAGAAAGACAACUGUCUCUACGUCAAUUGGAACAAGACAUUGGGGAUGUAAACCAAAUAUUCGCUGAAUUAUCCAGAAUAGUUCACAGCCAAGGGGAGUUGGUGGACAGUAUUGAGGCGAAUGUUGAACAAGCUCAAAUUAGAGUUACUCAGGGAGCUUCUAACGUUGAGCAAGCUGUAUAUUAUAAUCACAAAGCAAGACAGAAAAAAAUGCUGUUGGUUGCUUUUCUCACAAUUCUAAUUUUCAUUAUUGGCCUUACUAUUUACCUUGCACGUUAA
Molecule: messenger RNA, 771 nt
Organism: Auanema sp. JU1783
Lineage: Eukaryota; Metazoa; Nematoda; Chromadorea; Rhabditida; Rhabditidae
Source: the annotation of a GenBank genome assembly